Aspergillus homomorphus CBS 101889 is the source of this 1254-nucleotide messenger RNA. RefSeq lists its product as uncharacterized. The record is from RefSeq and is a predicted model, not a curated record. The transcript is spliced from 2 exons. Bases 492 to 1202 code for a protein of 236 amino acids. NCBI's taxonomy places the organism in Eukaryota, Fungi, Ascomycota, Eurotiomycetes, Eurotiales, Aspergillaceae.
AUCCUCGCUUCACCUCAUGCUUCCGAAAUUGCCAGGAAGUUCUACACAGCGGUAUGACUGGAAUCAGUGCUUUACCCACUGAAAUCCUCUCUUUGAUUCUGGCACAUCUAAGUCCAGCCUCUUUGGCUUCUUUCGCCAGCAUCUGUAGGAGGUGGCAGGCGCUGAUCGAGAAGCGGACCUUCUCCCAUCUUCUUGUGACUCCUGACCGAUUGACCGAAUUUAAGCGGAUUAUCUCCCCAAGGUCCCCCCGACGCUGCUUUAUUCGUCACUGAGAUCUGUACAUCCUGCUUCCUGCCUACGAGGUCGCUGCGCGGACACGGUUGGAAACCGAAACUGAUCGCCAGAAAAACAAUGAGGCCUUCACUGAGACCAUCAUCUCUUUCUGGGGCAUUCUGAGUACAUGGUCCACAGAGGACGUUGCAGGAAUUUCGUUGAAAAUACGUGCCAGAUCUCCUAGCGAUUGUGGUGCGGAACCCGAUGAAAGGAAACGCAUGUAUCGCCGGCAAUGGGGCCGCAAUUUCCCCGAGGAAGACUGGUUGGACUGGCGAUUCUAUCAAUCCUACCUGGAAUUGACAACAAACCCGACUACCCUGCCCGAGCUCAGCUUUGUGGUGCAAUUCAGAGUCACGUGUCGUGGCCAUCGCAAGAUCGCCCCAGCGGCAGUAUCCAAAUUGUUGUCACGGCUUCCAGGAACGCAGAUAGUCCAUGCCAGCCUCUCGGACGAUGAGCGAAAAGACCAACAGCUGCGGGAUCGACUCCGGAAUGAAUUCGCUCUCACCUUGUCGAAUUGGCCUAGCACCAUUGAACACCUCUGUCUUGAAUAUCCGGGGCUUCCUCCAGCAGAUGGAGAUUUCCACCCUUUGCGACGAUCUGAGCCUUGGGCUGACCCGCUCAGCCUUGCUCUCAACCAGCUGACGCAACAGCUGGUGACUGUCGAGAUUGAAAAGAUCAUGAUCGACCCGAAUUGUUCUGGCCGCUGCACUCUCACUCAGCACAGCCCAGAUGGCCUCGGCUUUCCUCAUUCAAACUCGUCUACCAAGCUGUUACGCCAUCAGGUCAGUGGCUUUUCGAGAAGGACCCCCGCUGUCAACCAUAUAGUAUCCCCCAGGAAGAGGACUACGAAGGAAGGGGGGACCCCCGAACUCCGGCUCCUCAAGACCGGUACCCCGACGCAUUUCGGAGCAAGCCGGCGGAUAUCCUAGACGACAUUCAUAGAGCAGCCAGUGAAGCGGCUCAGCAUAUGCCGGUUCUUAA